ACUACACUUCCUCCCCAGUUUUCUUACACACAGGUGCUCGAAACAUGCUAGGAAGCUAAUUAGCGUGGGUAACCACCUGCUUUCCAUAAACAAGCGCUGUAACAUGGCGAUAUGGCUGUGUGGGAACUCGAACCAUUUAAAGGUGACUGGAGGCCUUGCAAUCAUAGCUACAUGAAGACAAGUGAAGAUGGCGGACGUAUUGAGUGUUCUUCGCCUGUACAACAUCCAGAAAAAAGAAAUCGUCGCCAAAGGAGACGAAGUUAUCUUUGGAGAGUUCUCUUGGCCAAAAAAUGUCAAGACUAACUAUGUCAUUUGGGGAACUGGGAAGGAGGGUCAGCCGAAGGAGUACUAUACUCUGGACUCCAUCCUGUUCCUGCUCAACAAUGUGCAUCUCCCUCAUCCAUCCUAUGUGCGAAGGGCUGCAACCGAGAACAUUCCAGUUGUCAGAAGACCUGAUCGAAAGGGCUUGCUUUCGUAUCUCAAUGGAGAAAGUUCUACUUCAACAAGUAUCGACAGAAGUGCCCCCAUAGAGAUUGGUUUGCAAAGGCCAACACAAGUCAAACGAGCAGCAGAUGAGGUGUCAUCUGAAGCCAAAAAACCAAGGAUAGAGGAUGAGGAACGAGUGCGUCUGGACAAGGAGCGUUUGGCUGCUCGACUGGAGGGCCACAAAGAGGGCAUUGUGCAAACUGACCAGAUCAGGUCACUUUCCGAGGCUAUGUCAGUGGAGAAGAUCGCCGCCAUCAAAGCCAAGAUCAUGGCAAAGAAGCGCUCCACCAUUAAGACAGACCUGGAUGAGGACAUCACCCUGAAGCAGAGGAGCUUUGUGGACGCUGAGGUGGACGUGACCAGGGACAUUGUCAGCAGAGAGCGGGUGUGGAGGACCAGGACCACCAUCCUACAGAGCACUGGAAAGAACUUCUCCAAAAACAUCUUUGCCAUCCUGCAAUCGGUGAAGGCCAGGGAGGAGGGACGCGCCCCUGAGCAGAGGCCAGCACAGAACACCACUCUGGUGGACCAGUCCAUAAGGAACAAGCAACCUGUCCCAGCUGCUUAUAACCGAUACGAUCAGGAGAGAUUCAAAGGAAAAGAGGAAACGGAGGGAUUCAAGAUUGACACCAUGGGCACCUACCACGGCAUGACCCUGAAAUCUGUAACGGAGGGAGCGUCUGCCAGGAAGGCCCAGACACCAGCCCUGCAGCCCGUCCCCAGACCAGUUUCCCAAGCCAGACCCCCACCAAAUCAAAAGAAGGGCUCUCGGACCCCCAUCGUCAUCAUCCCAGCGGCCACCACAUCCCUCAUCACCAUGCUCAAUGCAAAGGACCUACUGCAGGACCUCAAGUUUGUGACGCCAGAGGAGAAGAAGAAGCAGGGCAUCCAGCGGGACAACGAGGUGCUGCUCCAGAGACGCAAGGACCAGAUCCAGCCCGGGGGGGCCACGCUCAGCGUCACCGUGCCCUACAGGGUCAUCGACCAGCCCCUCAAACUAGCUCCGCAGGACUGGGAUCGCGUGGUGGCCGUUUUCGUGCAAGGUCCUGCCUGGCAGUUCAAGGGCUGGCCUUGGCUGCUACCUGACGGAUCUCCUGUGGACAUUUUCGCUAAAAUCCGAGCCUUCCAUCUGAAGUAUGACGAGCAGAAGAUGGACCCCAAUGUGCAGAAGUGGGACGUGACCGUGCUGGAGCUGAGCCACCACAAGCGCCAUCUCGACCGGCCCAUGUUCCUGAAGUUCUGGGAGACCCUCGACAGAUACAUGGUGAAACACAAGUCGCACCUGAGGUUCUGAGCCUGGACCGUGGCCUCCUUCCUCCACAGGUCCCGUCAAGGCAUUUAUAAACUCCCGCCCCAAACCUAGCCUCCCUCCUCCCCACCAGGACUACCACUAGAAGAGAAAGGAGACACACGGGCCCACAACACCCCCCCCACCAGCACUUUGGGGACCCAGAAUAGACCCGCGUGUUCAGAUAGUCAUUCAGGAAAAUACUUUCUACCUGGUCUUCAUGGUUUUCAUAGAUAGAAGCAGCAGAUACAGUAUGUCUGGACAUUGGGAAGGGGAGGUUGGAGCUUCCCAUGUUUUUCAAGUUCCUAUGUACAAUAUACCAAAACUAUAUAUUUUCUAACAGUAUAGCGUUUUACUGUGGAGACAGAUUGAAGAGCGAGAGAUGAAGAGAGAGCGGAAGGGGGAUGGAUAGAUGGAGGUGGGGAAAACAACUUCCCAUACUAUUUCCUUUGUGAAAUGGAUCUUGUAAAUUCCAUGUGAAACAUGAGCUGGAUAAGAAGCCCUUUGGAAAUCUGGUGGUACAAAUAAAAAUCACUGCUGGCAAUAAGGGWUACGA
Molecule: messenger RNA, 2330 nt
Organism: Salvelinus sp. IW2-2015
Lineage: Eukaryota; Metazoa; Chordata; Actinopteri; Salmoniformes; Salmonidae
Product: parafibromin
Biological process (GO): positive regulation of transcription elongation by RNA polymerase II; transcription elongation by RNA polymerase II
Cellular component (GO): Cdc73/Paf1 complex
Molecular function (GO): RNA polymerase II complex binding
Source: RefSeq, a predicted model, not a curated record